AUGGCUCUCAAGACGGAGGGAGAUUCGCCCCCUGGGCCAUACCAGCAGAUGGAGGAUGAGCACGCUUUGGUGGAGCAAACUGUUGGCAAAGAUGACCCUCAACCCACAGCGGAGGAUGACUCUCCCGCUGAACAUCAGAGCAAACAAAGAAUUGCAGUGGUGAUGACAGCGCUAAGUCUAUGCGUCUUUCUGGCAGCAUUGGAUAUUACCAUCGUCUCGACGGCGCUUCCGGAUAUGGUGGCCCAUUUCCAAGCCUCUGACAGCGCAUACUCAUGGAUCGCAUCGUCGUAUCUUCUUUCCAAUGCAUCGUGUGUACCACUAUGGGGCCGGAUCAGCGACAUCUGGGGCCGAAAGUCCAUCCUGAUGAUCUCCGUAGUGCUCUUCCUGGGUGGGAGUCUAAUUUGCGGCGUGGCCGUCAACGUUGCCAUGGUCAUCGCGGGCCGCGCCAUUCAGGGCGUCGGGAGCGGGGGCAUCACGGUCAUGGCCAACGUUUGCGUGUCAGAUCUCUUCAAUGUGUGCCGCCGGUCGGCGUAUCUAGGCAUUUUUGGGGCGACCUGGGCCAUUGCAGGUGCCAUUGGGCCCAUCAUCGGCGGCGCCUUCACCACCUACUCAACCUGGCGAUGGUGCUUCUACAUCAACCUUCCUAUCGGCGGCCUCGCCUUCUUCGGUCUCCUCUUCUUCCUCAAACUCGACACCGCCCCGCUCACCCCGCUUACAACAGGCCUGCUCUCCAUCGACUGGACGGGUCUCUUCCUCAUUGUCGGCGCAACACUAAUGCUCCUCUUCGGGCUCGAAUUCGGCGGCUCACUAUACCCCUGGUCGUCGGCCACGAUCAUCUGCCUCCUUGUUUUCGGGCUAGUGGCCGCUGGGCUUUUCCUGCUGAAUGAAUGGAAAUGCGCCCGCACGCCCAUCAUCCCAAUCACUAUCUUUUCCGACCUUUACAACCUAACCAUCCUCCUCAUUAACUUCUGCCACGGCACCGUGUUCAUUGGCGGGUGUUUCUACUUGCCCGUCUACUUCCAGAAUGUCCUCUUGGUCAGCUCCCUCAUGAGCGGAGUUUACCUUCUCCCGCUAGUGGUCGCCCUCUCCAUCUCGUCGGGUCUUGGGGGCUGGUACAUGCGGAGCACUGGCCGCUCGCGUGAGGCGAUCUGCCUGGGCAUGCUGUUCACCACCCUUGGCUAUGGCCUCUACAUCGAUCUCCAGCCGUAUGCCUCGUGGCCGCGCAUCAUUCUGUUUCAGGUGAUCGCGGGGCUGGGGAUUGGGCCGAAUUUCCAAGCGACGCUGAUCGCACUCCAGGCCAACACCAAGCCGGAGGAACUGGGACGGGGCACGGCCACCUUCUCAUUCAUUCGGCAGCUCGCUGCGGCGGUGUCCGUCGUGGUCGGGUCGGUGGUGUAUGGCCGCGUGGUGAGCACGAAGGAGGGCACGAUGGCGGCGGUACUUGGCGAAACGUUGGCCGACGGAAUUGUGGAAGCAUCCACCGCGGCGGGGACCCUGAUCAAGACGUUGCCCAAGGGCGAGGAGCGGGAGGUGGUGCUACGGACGCUGACAGACGCGUUGAGCUGGGUUUGGGUGUUCUACACUGCUGUCGCAGGCUUUGGGUUCUUGAUUAGUCUGUCCUUGAGAGAUGUGAGGCUGGGGGAUGCGACGCCUACCAAGGAGGUGGAAAAUGACUCGUUGGGAGAGGACCAGGAAAUUGAAAUGUCCAAAAGCCCAAUCUAA
Molecule: messenger RNA, 1722 nt
Organism: Aspergillus saccharolyticus JOP 1030-1
Lineage: Eukaryota; Fungi; Ascomycota; Eurotiomycetes; Eurotiales; Aspergillaceae
Product: MDR family MFS transporter
Exons: 4
Coding region: 1-1722 (573 amino acids)
Biological process (GO): transmembrane transport
Molecular function (GO): transmembrane transporter activity
Source: RefSeq, a predicted model, not a curated record